AUGUCGAAUGAAGAUUCUGAAUAUCUAUCUUUGUUAGAGUUACAAAGAAAAAACUUUGAGGCACAGUUUGGUAGCCUUGAAAGUAUUGGAUACGAAGAUAAGUCCAAAAACGUGCACGACAGUGAAUCUUCAGAAUCAGAUAGCGAGGAACAGUCUUCCACGAGUGAAUCACAAAGUGAGGAAGAAGAAGAACAACAACAAGAGGAGGAAGACGAAGAAUUUCAUGGUUUCAGCGAUUACGAUCAAGAAGUAUCGGAUGAAGAAAGUGAAUCAAAUAAUGAACCUGCUCCAGUGGUGGUCAAAUUCUCGGAUUCUACUAGGGCUUCUAGUAAUGUUCCAUUGAAAAAUAGCUCAAAGUUUUCAAGAAAAGGUAAAAUACCGUCUUUGCAAAGUAUGGAAAUCAAGGAACAGCUUCAACAGAUCGAAAUAGAAUCAGAGCUUCUUAAAGGCGGAACUUCGAAGGAAGAUAUGGAGAAUAUGCAAAAGGACAUUGAACUUCAAAGAUUAUUAUCAGAAUCCCAUAUCCUUUCCUCUGCAUCCUCAAGCUCCCAAUAUUCUGGGGCAGACCUCACCAUGAAGACCAUUGAUGCUGAUCCUUUUGGAAAAACCAGAGCAAAGACCAUGACUCAAAGACUCCGAAACUUAUCGGAGACCACUGCUGGACAACUGAGGAAACUUGAAAAAAUGCCAAUGAACAUGAGAAAAGGGAUUUUGAAGAAAGAAGUGGAGAGAGUCAGAAAGUUUGAAGAACUGGCGAAGAACAGUGGCACGAUUUUGGCGAAGACAGGGAAAUAUGAAUUAAGAGAUUUGAAUAUGGGUAGAGCCAAUAAAGUCGGAAUCAAGUCCGAUUUGAUCGGGAAGCAUACCAUUGGUAGGAAGAAAUUGCAAGAACAAUUUUCCCAUAGAAAGAAAGGGUUGCAAAUCCAAGCUGUUGGUAGAAGUACUAGAAAUGGUCUUAUUGUUAGCGAGAAAGAAUUUUCUUCAAUGAUUGGCAGUGGAAAUAAAGGAAAGCGAGGAAAAAAAAGAAGAUAA
Messenger RNA from Saccharomycopsis crataegensis, 1032 nucleotides. RefSeq names its product Faf1p (gene FAF1). Gene Ontology annotation, biological process: maturation of SSU-rRNA from tricistronic rRNA transcript (SSU-rRNA, 5.8S rRNA, LSU-rRNA). NCBI's taxonomy places the organism in Eukaryota, Fungi, Ascomycota, Saccharomycetes, Ascoideales, Saccharomycopsidaceae. Gene Ontology annotation, cellular component: nucleolus. The coding region runs from base 1 to 1032 and encodes 343 amino acids. The record is from RefSeq and is a predicted model, not a curated record. The transcript has a single exon.